CUGCAGUCGGUGAGCCUCAGAGAUGAAGCCUGCUCCGCUGCCAGCGCCUCUGCCUCUCUGUGCCCUUCUGAUCAGUUUCUCCGGAGCCCUAAAUAUCACGGUCCCCUCAGAGCCGGUGCAGGGGUCCGUUGGUGACUCUGUCCUUCUGCCGGUCACGUACAGCCUCGCUCAGCCUCCGACCACUCUGCAGGUCAUCUGGAACCAUGACAAUUCUAUCGUCCUGUUUUCAGAGAUGACAAUGUGCGGCACCGAGACACCUCAGGCCCUGAGGAUUUGCGACGAGUAUCACAUUUCGGUGGGAAGGUAUCGGCACAGGGUGGUCUUCUACCCAGAAAAUGCCUCCCUCCUGCUGAGGGGCGUCCAGCGGAAUGACUCGGGGCGAUACACGGUGACCUUUCAGGAGCUGAACCAAAGCAGAUCCAUGAUGCUGGUCGUGCACGACCCUGAGGCGACAUCCAGCGACCCGGACUUGAUAUAUUCCCAUAAUGAAGAGGACGAUGGACGGCGCGUUAUCCGAUCCCUGGCCGUACGAGGAAUGUGUGCGGCCAUUUUCAUUCUGCUUAUGAUUGGUCUGCACUGUACGUGGUGGAGACAGGUCAGAAAAUAUCAGACGGAAAUUAUUUGAAGAUAAAAAUGGGAAAAAAAGAAAAUUAUUUUAUUUUUAUUUUUAAAAGUGUAGCAAAAUAAUUGCAGAAAUAAACUUUUCUUAU
Bufo bufo (common toad) is the source of this 710-nucleotide messenger RNA. Its product is annotated as HEPACAM family member 2-like. The transcript has 4 exons. Lineage: Eukaryota; Metazoa; Chordata; Amphibia; Anura; Bufonidae. The record is from RefSeq and is a predicted model, not a curated record. The coding region runs from base 23 to 625 and encodes 200 amino acids.